UUAGAGAUUUCAGACACAGAAGUCUGUCCAUGGCUCCUUAUCACAUCCGCAAAUACCAGGAGAGCGACCGCAAGUGGGUCGUGGGCUUGCUCUCCCAGGGGAUGGCCGAGCACAUCCCAGCCACCUUCUGGCAAUUGCUGAAGCUGCCUCGAACCCUCAUACUCUUACUUGGGGGGCCCCUUGCCCUACUCCUGGUCUCUGGCUCCUGGCUUCUGGCCCUCAUGUUCAGCCUCAGCCUCCUCCCUGCCCUGUGGUUCCUUGCCAAAAAACCCUGGAAGGAGUAUGUAGACACAGUAUUGCGCACAGACAUGUCUGACAUCACGAAAUCCUACCUGAGUGAGCGUGACUCCUGCUUCUGGGUGGCUGAGUCUGAAGAGAAGGUGGUGGGCAUGGUAGGAGCUCUGCCCGUUGAUGAUCCCACCUUGAAGGAGAAGCGGUUGCAGCUGUUUCAUCUCUCUGUGGACAGUGAGCACCGUGGUCAGGGGAUAGCAAAAGCCCUCGUCAGGACUGUCCUCCAGUUUGCCCGGGACCAGGACUGCAGUGAAGUUGUCCUGGACACCAGCAACAUCCAACUUACUGCCUUGUCCCUCUACCAGAGCAUGGGCUUCCAGAAGACGGGCCAGUCCUUCUUCUGCGUGUGGGCCAGGCUAGUGGCUCUUACUACAAUUCAUUUCAUCUACUGCCUCCCUUCUUCUCAGGCAGGGGGUCUGUGAUCUCUUUCCUUGUGUAUUGGUCAGAAUAGAAUCCAUUCAGCUGUAACAGCAAGCAAUCCCCAACCUUUCACUGCAAUGACCUUUCAAUGCAAAAUAAGCUUAUUGUCCA
Molecule: messenger RNA, 822 nt
Organism: Piliocolobus tephrosceles (Ugandan red Colobus)
Lineage: Eukaryota; Metazoa; Chordata; Mammalia; Primates; Cercopithecidae
Gene: NAT8
Product: N-acetyltransferase 8 (putative)
Exons: 1
Coding region: 30-713 (227 amino acids)
Molecular function (GO): N-acetyltransferase activity
Source: RefSeq, a predicted model, not a curated record